AUGCAACGUGCAUCAAGAGACCUGCAGGGCCCUAGUGUGUGUGUGUGUGUGUGUGUGUGGGUGUGUGGGUGUGUGUUGCAGUCGAAGAUGACGUGGGGUCCAUACUUUUGGUUCCACAUGUGGAGAGCUGCAACAUCCACCAUCUCAGCCUGUGACUACCUGGGUGAGAGGAUGGCCUCCCUCUUCGGCAUCACCUCCGCCAAAUAUCAGUACGCCAUCGACGAAUACUACAGGAUGAAGAAAGAGAGGGAGGAGGAGAAGGAGGAAAACCGUCUGUCCGAAGAGGCUGAGCGAUCCUUCGACAGGGCGGAGGAAGGGGAGGACGAGGCUAUCACAAUGACUGAACGGUCAGGGGAGAUGCCCGCCGCCGCUGCCCGCCCCGAUGCCACCUACCAGAUUGAGAAUGAAAAUCACACACCCGCUAACACCAUCAGAGUCCCCGCUAUCAUCACAGCAACUUAACCGGGACUUCAACACUUUAAUGCCUUUUUGUUUGUUAAAGAAGGAACACUGUCUUGUUUCACCAAGCACCGUUCGGUUUGUGUCAGAUACAGCUUUAAAGAAGGCCAGCGAAAAA
Molecule: messenger RNA, 577 nt
Organism: Sphaeramia orbicularis (orbiculate cardinalfish)
Lineage: Eukaryota; Metazoa; Chordata; Actinopteri; Kurtiformes; Apogonidae
Product: protein FAM177A1-like
Exons: 4
Coding region: 1-462 (153 amino acids)
Source: RefSeq, a predicted model, not a curated record